AACUUCAAUUACGGCCUUUAAUUAACGCAAACUAUACGUUGUUUUUAGCUUAUGAACAUCGUUAGCUUGUAUGUUUAAUUAUCCCCGCGUAAGUUUGUGAACAGAUCUUCUUAUCAGGGCCGCCAAUCUUCAUCGGCAGAAUCUCCGACCAACGGACCCAACUACGCUGGACUUCGUGAUCAAUACCAAUUUCAUCGGGCCAGACUUCGUUGCAGACGACAUCCGGGUAGACGACCAGAGGCACAUACUUCUUGCCACAACACCUCAGCUACAGCAGCUUAAACAGGCCAGGCGGUGGUUCUUGGAUGGCACCUUCAAACUGGUAAAACGCCCGUUUUACCAGUUAAUGUCUGUCCACGCGUUCGUCCGAAAGGGUGAAGAUGCCAAACAAGUACCACUCGUCUACGUACUGAUGUCACGGAGAACAAAGCAGGAUUAUAUUGCGGUGCUGACCAGUCUACGUAGUAUGCUGGAACGCCCGCAGGUUGAAUGGUUCAUGCUGGACUUUGAAGCUGCUGCCUGGCAGGCAUUAAGGGAAGUUUUUCCGGGGUGUGUUCUGAAGGGAUGUGUGUUCCAUUGGAGUCAGCGGGUUUACCGUAAAAUCCAGUCCGAGGGUCUUACCACUGCCUACCUGGAAAAAGAAGAUAAGUACAGGUUCUUACGGAAACUGCUGAGUCUGCCAUACCUCCCUUCAGAGCAAAUUCCAGCGGCUUUCCACCAGUUGAAGCAGCAAGCUUUAGAAGUCGGCGGCCCAAUCCUGCACGUGACGCAGUAUGUCCAGGGUACGUGGAUAGAAGGAAGUAUGUGGCAGCCGAACCACUGGAGUGUGUUCAGGGAGACGGUCAGGACAAACAACGACGUUGAAGGGUGGCACAGACGAAUCAACACCCGGGCUGGUCGGGCUGAUUUGGGGUUCUACCUGCUUGUACCUUUGCUUCGCAGAGAGGCCGAGACGGUAGAUCUCCAAAUCAGGCUUGUAUCAGCCCAUCUACUGACGAGGCUACACAGAGCAAGAUACGCCAGACUCCAUGGGGCAUUGUUUGACGCUUGGGACAAAUACGAAGACGGUGAACUGACGACGACACCACUUCUACGUAGAUGCAGCAACAUCGCGGGGCUCGGACCUUCCACUGGAUUUACCAACAGCGCGGUACAAGAAGAUGUAUAA
Molecule: messenger RNA, 1168 nt
Organism: Mercenaria mercenaria
Lineage: Eukaryota; Metazoa; Mollusca; Bivalvia; Venerida; Veneridae
Exons: 4
Coding region: 347-1168 (273 amino acids)
Source: RefSeq, a predicted model, not a curated record